UGCAGGGUCCCGCAGGACCCCGCAGGAUCGUUCAAGAUCCUGCAAAGGCUUGACUGACCUGGGUCGGCAUUGACCUGGCCCAGUUCGUCCCCGAUGCUCCAGGCCACCCCCAGGUGCGCGGAGGCAGCCGCGUCAGGCGCCCUCUUGGCCUCUGUCGGAGACAGUUGCCCGCGCUCUCCAGGGGCCCGCGCGAGAGCUCGGAGGCACACCGGUGCGGUGCACGCCGCGCGGCGCGCCGCGCUAAACCAGCGAAACACCUCCCGUCGUGAUCUUCGUUCGUGACCCGAGGGGGGUCUGGGGCGGUUGUGGAUGGAUCCCCGCCUCGCAAGAAUCGGUGGAGACCCCGGGGGGGAAGUGAGAGGGGCGGGCCUUUUCGAGGAGGCUCGGCAGUCCGUCGGCCUUCCGAGAAGCUCCCGGAGCCUUCCCCGUACGGACGCAGGAAGCUGCUCACGGGGCGCGCGGGCUGCCGCGAAGUCCCGCCGCCAUCCGAGAAGGCCUCCUCCUCGCUUCCCCCCCAUCGCCCGCCGCCGACGAGGAGGCGCUCCCCGAGACCUCGGUGCGAGCCCUCCGGCCGCGGGCGGGCGCCAUGGGCGCCGGGGCGCUCCGCCGGGCGGCCGCGCCGCCGCUGCUGCAGCUGCUGCCGCCCCUCCUCUGCGGGGCGUGCGCGGAGGAGGCGGGCGGCGCUGCGGGCUCACUGUGCCUCGCUGCGCAGGGCGGGGCGGCCUGCGAGGGACUCGCACGGGACCACGCGGCGCGCGGCGCGCGGUUGGACCUGGCGAGGGACGCCGAGGAGGUUGCCUACCUGAACCUCGGAGCGGUGAACACCACCUUCGUCGCAGAGCUCCGCGAGAUGCUGACUCCGGAGGCGUGGACGGCCGAGGAGGAGGAGCGGACCAACGCUGUGCUGAAGGGCCGCCGCGCGAAGUUCUACGGUCCGAGACCUGGCGUCACGACGAUCCGGUUGAUCUACUCGGAUAUGGACCUCACGCAGUUCUUCGAGUUCCCCUGGUGGGAUAGGUUCAAGCCCGCCGUGCUGCCAAUCCUGCAGGGGGUGUUCGAGCAAUACGGCUUGAACCCAGACCGCCACGUCAUCAGGGCCCAGCUGAACCGCGUGGAGCCUGGUGGAGAGAUCAGGCCCCACGUGGACCAGGGCAUCUGGGCGACGAAUGCCCACCGUGUCCACGUGCCCGUGGUCGCGAACGCGGACUGCAGCAUCUUCGUGCGGCGCCACGGGGCAGGAAAGGGCCGGCCGCAUCUGCCGUGGAGGCGCCUCCUGCUGCAGGAGGGCUUCGCCUACGAGCUCAACAACAGAUGGCAGCACCGAGUCGUGAACGAGGGGUCCACCGAUCGUGUGCACCUGCUCGUGGACUGGACCGAUACGGGGGACCGCCGAAGAGAGGUGCUGGCCCCUGGUCAGGUCUGCCACGAGGACGGGCUGCUGCAGGGCCUCGGUUGUCGCGACUGGAGCCAGGAGGAGUACUUGCGGGCGCUCCGCAGGAAGAUGGCCGGGAGAGCGAGGCGGCGCCAGGCCGAGCGAGAAGCUGCAGGUGGCCCCGACGAGGGGGCCGCGGCCGGCACCGGCCCGGCGAGCGCCCCCGCGGCCGGCAGCGGCGGGAGCUCUCGGCGCGGCGGGGGCGCAGGGGGCGGAGAUCUGUGAGAGCUGUGAGGCCGCA
Molecule: messenger RNA, 1673 nt
Organism: Prorocentrum cordatum
Lineage: Eukaryota; Dinophyceae; Prorocentrales; Prorocentraceae
Source: the annotation of a GenBank genome assembly